GGGAGCGCGACGGGGACUGCGGAGACCCGGCGUCUGACAGGGCGUCCGCUGCUGCCGUCUGUCCGCCCAAGAUGGAGUUCCUGCUGGGGAACCCGUUCAGCACCCCGGUGGGACAGUGCCUCGAAAAGGCGACAGAUGGCUCCCUGCAGAGCGAGGACUGGACGCUGAACAUGGAGAUCUGCGACAUCGUCAACGAGACGGAGGAGGGGCCAAAGGAUGCCAUUCGAGCGCUGAAGAAGCGGCUAAACGGGAACCGGAACUACAGAGAAGUGAUGCUGGCAUUAACAGUGCUGGAGACCUGUGUGAAGAACUGCGGCCACCGCUUCCACAUCCUCGUGGCCAACCGAGAUUUCAUCGACGGCGUUCUGGUCAAAAUCCUCUCUCCCAAGAACAACCCGCCCACCAUCGUGCAGGACAAGGUGCUGGCCCUGAUCCAGGCGUGGGCCGAUGCCUUUCGAAGCAGUCCUGACCUCACGGGUGUUGUGCAUAUAUAUGAGGAGCUGAAGAGGAAAGGGGUUGAGUUUCCUAAUGCAGAUUUGGACGCUCUGUCUCCCAUACACACACCGCAACGGAGUGUCCCUGAAGUGGAUCCAGCCGCCACCGUGCCCAGGUCCCAGGCGCAGCAGAGGACAAGUGCCAGCUCCUUUUCCUCGUCUGCUCCUCCUCCCUUCUCCGCACAACAGGCCCCGGCUCUGAGUGUGACCGGCCCCAUCACAGCCAAUGCAGAACAGCAGAUCGCCAGGCUGCGGAGCGAACUGGACAUUGUUCGAGGCAACACCAAAGUCAUGUCCGAGAUGUUAACGGAAAUGGUCCCUGGACAGGAAGACUCAUCUGACCUGGAGUUGCUGCAGGAGCUGAACAGGACAUGCCGGGCCAUGCAGCAGCGCGUGGUGGAGCUCAUCUCGCACGUGAGCAAUGAGGAGGUCACCGAGGAGCUGCUGCACGUCAACGACGACCUCAACAACGUCUUCCUCCGAUACGAGAGGUUCGAGCGAUUCCGGUCUGGCCGCCUGGUCCAAAACACCAGUAACGGGGUUCUCAGUGAAGUGACCGAGGACAACUUAAUAGACCUGGGGCCGGGGUCUCCUGCCGUGAUGAGCCCCAUGGUGGGGAGCACGGCACCCCCACCUUCCCUCUCAUCUCAGCUUGCUGGCCUGGACCUGGGGGCAGAGAGCGUCAGCGGCACCCUGAGUGCGCUCCAGCAGUGCGCCCCCCCGGACAGCGCUGGCACGCGCGCCCAGACCACGGGGAGCUCCGCAGCCGAGCAGCGCAAGGCGGUAACCUGUGAGGACCCCCAGGCUGCCGGAGGACUCACUUCUGCCCUAGACAGUCGGAAACAGCUCUCCGAAGUGGAGAGAGUUAAAGGUGGGGACGCUGACCUGGAGCCAAUAGACAGCUGGCUCAUGACCCAAGGAAUGAUCCCCGUUGCGCAGCCCUCUGUCAUGGACGACAUUGAGGUGUGGCUCAGGACGGACCUGAAGGGCGACGACCUGGAGGAAGGCGUCACGAGCGAAGAGUUUGAUAAAUUCCUUGAAGAAAGGGCCAGAGCUGCUGAAAUGGUUCCCGACCUGCCCUCGCCCCCAGCAGAGGCGCCCGGCCCAGCCGCCAACCCCUCCAGCCAGAGGAAGCCCGCCCGCUCCGAGGACGCCCUCUUCGCCCUGUGAGCUGGUCUGUGGUUGGCUCCCAGAUGGCAGGUCACCUGUCCCCCCCAUCCAGGCACCGGCCACUCCUCCGUCCCAGCCCCUCAGUCCUCCGUCCUGCACUGCUGUCUCCACGGACAUGCCACUGUGUUUGCUGCCAGGCCUCCCGCCGGGCAGGGCAGCCUCUCUGGGGGGUGGGACAGCUGUGGCCAGAGGCCCCUGACUGCCGCCCACGCGCCCACCGCAGGCUCCGCACCGCUUUCCUGCCGGAGCGCCAGUCACUGCCCUGGGACUGGCUCCUGAGCAGACACCGGGCUGUCUCUCCUCCAGUUGCUUUCUUCACUCAGCAUCGAGCCUGGACCAAGGCGGCCGCAGGGCCCACUCCCCUGGCCUGGGGGGAGCCAAGGGUGUGGGGAGGGCGGCCCAGACCACUGGACAGUGGGCGCUGGCACCUGGUUAGCUCCUGUGGAAUUGCACUCCGCUGCAGCCCCACUGUGUGCUUCCCUCUCGCAGUGCCCAUCUGGGGGGUGGCAUGGGUGGUGUCUCUGCUAGUUUGGGCAAGCUUGUGGGCCUGUGAGCAGGCCGUGCGUGGGGCUUUGGCCUGGCCUUGGCAGCCUCUUGUGCCAGGCUUGCAGACCAGAGGCCUGCAGGGCCAGAGCAGCACGGAGGCCCCUGCUCUGCUCCUGGGCACAGCCCCAGCCUCUCCACAGGCUGUUCUGACAUCCUGUCCCCCUCCCCAGACCCCUGGCCAUGGGUUUGUAUUCUCUCCCAGCCAGCCAAGCAGCUAGCAGCCUGGGGCUGGUCCUCACCGGGCGCCUCCUGGCCCCGGUGAGGCACCAGAGCCUGAUCCACGCCGAGACUGGGGCGCAGCAGCUCAGCACCCCGUGGCCUCCGGGCGCGGUCAGUGCCAGCGGGCCUGCCCCAGUGCUCGGCUCAGGCUCGGCCAGGCCACCGUGUGUCCCCAGCCCAGGGCGCAGAGCCUUCCCGCCUGGGCUGCCGCUCCGACCAGCCCGCGCCACGUCAACAGCACAGGACUGUCGGGUGGGAGGCAAGGGGUGCCCCAGACUGCCUCCGGGAAGAAGGCUUUGGGGCCAGGCCGUGGCCCCUGGCAGGACCAGCAGGGGACGCCCCACGCCAGUCCUCAGAGGACCCCGAAGCACAGGGAGCUUGGCUGCCGCUUCCAGGCUGCAUCGGGCGACAGGGCCAGGCCUCAGCCCUGCACCCGCAGUGGCACGGCCUCUCCUUGUCCUGAGGGCGAGCUCCGAGGCCAGCCUGGAGGCCACAUGCGGAGGCUGCAGGACUGUCUGAGCACCGGGGACUCGGGCCGCUCCUGCGGGAGCAGAGCCAGCUCCGGUCUUGCGGAUGCAGAAGGCCCCACAAGCCCAGGGGCUGAGGGGCUGAGGGGCUGAGGGAGAGGAGCUGCGGGCACCGGCCU
This is a messenger RNA of Pipistrellus kuhlii (Kuhl's pipistrelle), 3075 nucleotides long. RefSeq names its product target of myb1 like 2 membrane trafficking protein (gene TOM1L2). The record is from RefSeq and is a predicted model, not a curated record. The coding region runs from base 72 to 1664 and encodes 530 amino acids. Gene Ontology annotation, biological process: signal transduction. NCBI's taxonomy places the organism in Eukaryota, Metazoa, Chordata, Mammalia, Chiroptera, Vespertilionidae. Gene Ontology annotation, cellular component: endosome; membrane. Gene Ontology annotation, molecular function: ubiquitin binding; phosphatidylinositol binding; clathrin binding. The transcript is spliced from 16 exons.